CCCACUUGAAACAUUGAUCGAUGCCGAGCCUGCUCUCGCACUCACUCGGGUGUGCCGAAUUCUUUGGCUUUGGCUUUGGACUUCCUUCGUCUUUUCGUCUGCGAUGCCGUUCAUCUUCCACACCUGAUCGCACCUAACCCAUGGGCAUUCACGCGUCAGAGGGAGCCCAACAGGAGGAUUGCUGCUUUAGUAGUAUAUGACGGCUGGCGUCGCUUCUUCUGCUUCUGACGAUACUCCUCGAGCGGGUGGGAUUGGCGUUGAUUGGAUGGGUCGAAAUAAGUCGCGGGAACCUGAUGAAUUUGUGAGACGUGGCCGCGGUGGUGGUGUUUUUCGUGGAUUGAGGCGCCGGACCGGCUUCGUGACUGUUGAGAAUGGUUCCAGUGCGGGGUUGUUAGUGGGACCUUGACGAUGGCAAUAAUUUGAGGUGUUGUGCAGGUUAGUGGGAUUUCGUUCUCAAGGUGUAGUUUGGUGUAGAUCUCGUGUGUCGACGACUGGGUUUUGUGUGAAUGGAGUGGGUUGUCGUUGUCUGUGGCAUUGGGUGCAAUAGAGUCGGUAACCAGGGGUUGGAGACCGUGUUCGGUAUCCUGUGAGUGUGUAUAUAUUGGUAGACUGGACAGCGGAAGGACGCAACUUUUGUCUCGCUCCGGUUCUACUUGUGAAUGGUGGUGGUGGCAACUAUCUUGCGCUCGGGACCUGAUCGAAAUAGCGAAGUUACAUUUGUGUAGUGAUCAUUUUCAGCGUAAGUACCUCUAGAGUUGGUUGCCCAGGAUUGAGACGUGCAUUCACGAGGUUUCUAGGACUCCUCUACCUUAGAAUUCUUUACUUUCACGCGGAGUUGAAGUCUAACCCGAAGACUUCAACUAAUCCGGAAUUGUUCCAAACUGAAAGACGGCGACCGAUUGUAACAAAGUCAAGUAAGAUAAAAGCAGCUUGCAAAUAUCUAAAUUCAAGCGCCAGUUAAUUCUGGAGUCGAUCAUAAAACGGAUGUUACAGAAGCAAUCGUAGACAGCGAGGUGAAAGAUGGGUCGAAAUAAGUCGGCCGGACCGAAGGGUGCAAUUGUGGGAAGCGGGGGUACAACUCCCUUGUUCGGUGCAAGUCCUGUGCACAACACCUCCAACUAUGGAAGCCCGCAACCAGCCUACGUUGGUCCUCCGGCGUAUGCUCCCUACUCACCCAGCGCGCCACCAAUAUACUCUGCGCCGGGGUAUGCAGACCAGGAAGCCGGGACCGGCCCUCAGAAGCCCCGAAUCAAGCAGAAUAGGACGUGCAGGGACAUUCUCUUCCUCAUCUUGUUCCUUGCCUACGGCGUUGGCAUUAUCAUUGCAUCCAGCUACGGAUUUCACAACGGCGAUCCCCGGAGGCUUGUGUAUGGAUUGGACUACAAAGGUAACACAUGCGGUGACAAUAAAGGCUCACCUAAUCUCAAGGACUACGACAUCCGGUACUGGUUGAACCCCAAUCAAGUGUACAAGAGCGGGCUGACUUCUGAUCCCUUCAAUCUCGGCGAUGCGCGCAGCAUUUGCCUUGCGGAUUGCCCUAUCCCAAGUGCCACAAACCUCACUUGGGUAUGCGACUAUCCUGAAGGCCCCAUAAAGCUGACCAUGUCGGAGUGGGGUGCUCGCAACUACGAUUACUUCAGCAUGCUUACGCCGGAGCAGCAGGCAUCUUCUUUCAAUCUGACUGGUCCCUGCUAUCCUGUUCUCUUCACUAGCACCAAUUUGUUCUGGAGCUGUCAACUGGCCUCGACGCCCUCGAACACUUCUUUGAGUCUUUGGCAAUCAGCUGGCGGCACUGAAGUGCAAUCCGGGAAUGUGAUAGUCCAAGUGGUCCAGAAAGCAUUAUCCUCUCCGGCCGCUAUUGUAAAGAGAUAUGUUGCAGAUUUGGGGAGGGCGUGGCCAGUUCUUGUGGUUUGUGGUGGCAUAGCUCCAUUAGUCCUUUCCAUUGCGUACCUUGUCCUCGUCCGGUACUUCGUCGGUGUAUUGACGUGGAUUACGAUCAUCCUGCUUAAUGUUCUCACAGCCCUGGUGACAUUGUUCUUUUACAUCAAGGCUGGAUGGAUUGGCAAGGAUGUUGUGACGGGUGUCAUAGGAGAUGGAGCCAACAAAGUCCUCUCGUCUUCUGCAAGCGAGGCUAACCAUUUGAAGAUCGUGGCGGUGAUCAUGUCAAUCGUUUUUGUGGUUGUAGUACUUGUCACGCUCGUCUUGAUCAAACGCCUCAUUAUUGCCGUUGCAGUAAUCAAGGUAGCUACAAAGGCGAUGGGAGCAAUUCCAAGUCUCCUCAUAUACCCUAUAAUUCCAUUCAUUUUCCAGAGUGCAUUCUUAAUCUACUGGGUAGCAGGGUUUCUCUACCUCGUUAGCGCAGGCACAGUGACACGAAAUAACUGUAACAACAGUUGUGCGGCAUAUGAUCUCACUGCUGGGCUAGUGACUGAUACCAACUGCUGUGGAUAUGAUGUCCACCAAAGCAAAAACCUCGUGUGGGCUAUAUUGUAUCAGAUUUUUGGGUUUUUCUGGACUACCCAAUUCAUCACUGCGUGUUGUCUAACAACAAUCGCCGGUGCAGUAGCCGCGUACUACUGGGCUAGAGGCGACACAGCUAACAUGGGUUGGUUGCCUGUUCUAUCAUCGGCAAAGCGCGUGUUCCGGUACAGUCUGGGAUCAAUGGCGUUGGGUUCUCUACUCGUGGCAAUCAUCGAGAUGAUUCGGUUCUUGUUGGAGAUGCUGCGGAAGAAGCUCAAGGCAUUGGAAGCGGCACCGGGUGGAUGCUUCAUUACAAUCUGCUGUUGUUGUGUGCAGUGCUGCUUGGGUUGCAUCGAGUGGACCAUUAAGUUUAUCAACCGAAACGCUUACAUAGUGAUUGCUAUCAAUGGCAAAGGCUUCUGUCGCGCCGCAGGAAAGGCAACAGGGUUGAUAGUGAAUAACGUCUUGAGGGUUGCGGCUGUGAAUAUUAUUGGUGACAUGAUAUUAUUCCUAGGGAAAGUUGUUGUGAGCUUGGCCAGCGCUCUCUUUGCCUUCUUGAUGCUCGACACCAAGCAGUACAAAACGGGUCACAGCAAAGUUUCUUCUCCUCUCUUCCCUGUGCUGUUCUGCUGGUUUAUAGGCUUCCUUGUAGCUGGCAUGUUCUUCGGCGUAGUAGAGAUGGCAAUCGACACGAUUCUGCUGUCCUUCUGCAUUGACUCUGAGGAGAAUAACGGCACUCCCAUGUUCGCCCCGCCGUUGCUUCUGGAUACGCUCACGUCCCACGCCAAGCGAGUGGAAGCAGACGAAGCUGCGCGCGCUGAAAAAGCUGCCCGCAAGCAACAAGCCAAACGGUAGCCUGACCUCUGUACAUGCUGAUCGCUGCGUGAGUUUCAGGAGGAAAUGACUAAGCCAACAGACGGGGCUCACUUGCUUACACCCAACAUCACAUUGUGUGCUUGCUGAUAAACAUCUUGUAUAGGACUGAUUUUUUGCCAUUGAGGUCAAUAGAUUGCUGCAGCUUGUGUAGCAAUCUCCACUGUGGAAGCUCUGUCAAAAGGUCACUUGGGCUGAACUUUUACUUAAACACAAAUAUGCAUGCAUGUGAGUAUGAAUAAAUUGCACGCCAAUUGACCUUUUCCCCA
Messenger RNA from Physcomitrium patens, 3602 nucleotides. Its product is annotated as choline transporter protein 1. Lineage: Eukaryota; Viridiplantae; Streptophyta; Bryopsida; Funariales; Funariaceae. Gene Ontology annotation, cellular component: membrane. Gene Ontology annotation, biological process: transmembrane transport. The record is from RefSeq and is a predicted model, not a curated record. Gene Ontology annotation, molecular function: transmembrane transporter activity.